Messenger RNA from Toxorhynchites rutilus septentrionalis, 6803 nucleotides. RefSeq lists its product as uncharacterized. The transcript is spliced from 2 exons. Gene Ontology annotation, biological process: regulation of DNA-templated transcription. Lineage: Eukaryota; Metazoa; Arthropoda; Insecta; Diptera; Culicidae. The record is from RefSeq and is a predicted model, not a curated record. Gene Ontology annotation, cellular component: nucleus. Bases 1318 to 4881 code for a protein of 1187 amino acids.
UAACGAGUGAGUCACACAAUCCUCCUCUCAGUCAGGUUUUGAGCGAUUGCUUGAAUUGAACGGUUGUACAAAAGUCCGGAGGAGACUCCAUCGAGCGAACGAGGAACCAGGAGGCAGCUCUGAUCGCACACAAGCUUCUUCGCGCCGCUCUUUUGGAGUACCAGUCUAGCUACAUUUUUUUUUUCCUCCACGGUGUCGAGGGUCCUCUCUCACGCUCAUUUGCUCGCGCUGAUCAUCCGCGCGUUGUCCGUCCGUCCAAAAAAGGUGGUGCAGCAGCAGUUAGUCGCGCGGGGUCGGUACUGUGCUACGGGCCGAUAUUGGUUUUACUGUGUGGUACUGUGUUACUGUUUGAGAGUGUACCGCUGCACGCGAACCCGGAGACCGCUCCACACACCAGCAGCAGCAACAGCAAUUGCCUUAGUGUACACACGAAGAGCGCCGCGGACGGAGUUUCAAGUGUCGCAACCCCCCAGGACGGGAAAAAAACAAGCAGGAAAAAAAAACAAAUAUCGAUCGUGAUAAGCGGUGCAGGAAACAAAGAAAAACAAACAGCCAAAAAGUAAUAACAAAACAACAACCGAGAAAAAGUGUCACAAAAGAGAGUGAUUUACCAAAUAAAAUAAAUAUCAAGUGCACAAGUGCGUGAAAAAUUGGGCAGCUCCCUGUGUGCGUGGGUGUGCAACCAAUGAAACAAACCAAAAUGAGAAGAACAAAUAACAAUUGCCGAGUUUGAGAAUAUUUUUUUUCUAGUGAAAAGGUGUGACGCAAUUCGGAUCCGAAGGCGUCGAAAAUCGUCGAGCAAAAAAAGCAAAAAAAAAAAAGUUGCGUUUUAAAUUAUAACAGCCACCAGUGGCAACCAGAGUUAGGAGUUAGCUUGUGGAUACACCUGUGAGACACACGGCUGGCCGUUUAGCCCGAGAGAGAAAGGGCCGUUUACUGCCAGCAGUGAUCGCAUCCUGCAAGUGAUUGUGUGCGAAUGAAAGUAGCAGCGAUGAGUUGCAAAUCGUUGUGGUGAACAUCUCAAGUCAAUUGAAAAAAAAGUUUGAACAGUAGCGAAAAUUGUGAGGGCUGAGCGAAUUUUUCGAGUCCUGAUUGCUGCGGAGUCGAACUAUCCUGAAAGAGCGAUUGAAAAAUGACACCCAACACUUCGGUCGUCUCCGUCGUCGUUAGCCAGCUGUUGAACGGCUGAACAAACCAGUCGACACACGACAGUCCCAGUCCCAGUGAAUCAAUCGAAUCGACCGCUGUUUUCCACUAAACAAAGGACAAACAAACAACGCCGCAAUCGCCCGACUAAACCCCCCAAAAUCGACCCAAAUGGUUAUGUCUCCAAGCAGACGACUAUCAUCGCCAGGAAUCGCCACGCAUCCGAUGAAUAUGCAUCUGAGCUCGCUGCAACACUCUCAGCUGCAAUUGUCCUCCCAAAUGCAUCAGAAGUUGGCCGCCGGACUAACGCCGAACCAUAUGAGUGGGUUUUUCAAGAGUCCGUCUACCUCCCCGAGCAGCGCCAAUGCUAAUAUGAGCAAUAGCGGCAGCAGCAGCAAUAACAACAACAAUAACAACAACAACAACCACCUCCACAGCGGUAGCAAGAAUCAGAGCAAUAGCAACGGUGGUCACACCCAAACAUCCAGCAUGCCGUCGGCAACCGAACUCUCGUCCCAUCCCCUGAACCGUCUGCAGUCAAUGCAACCGUUCGAUUUCCGCAAGCUCAGUGCGGCCGCUGCCGGACUCAGUGCAUUCACGGCCGGUCUACCUCCACCAAGGCUGAGUCCAGAAGCCGCCGCAGCACAUCACUUCAGCCAGCAGCAUGCGGCCGCUGCGGCAGCGUACUCUCAGGCGACCGCCAAGCGUCGCGAAUCGCAAUCCUCCGAAGCGUCGCAAAGUGCACGCGAACACGCAGCCGCCGCGGCGAAUUUCAUGAAUCUCUCGAUGGCUGGCCACGGUCUGCCGUUCCAGAUUCCACCACCACCUCCGCCCACAUCGGUCGCCAUGUCGCUCGCUAACUCUCUGAACCAUUCGGCCGCCGCUAUGGCAGCCGCCGUGUCCGGAAACCCUCUCGCCGCAAGCUUCGUUGCGCAAUCCUUCCCCAAUCUGCUGGCCGCGUCAGCUGCCCGUGAGCAAGCCCGCAGCAAAUCUCCGCUGUCCUCGCACCAUCACCAUCCCCAUCACCAGCAGCAACAACACCACCACCACCACCACAAUCCCCAUAAGAACCCCCACAAAUCGGAUAAACCAUCGGACAAAUCCGACCAGGAGAAGAACCACCAUGGCAGUGGGGAGAACGUAUUGAAUCUCAGUCGAGAUUUGGCAGCGGCAGCUGCCGCCAACCAACACCUCACCCGACAAGGUCUUCCCGGGCAUGUGAGUCGCCUUGCGGCUGGUCUACCGCCGGGAGCUCACCUCAAGAAACCCCAAUCACCAAACAAACGCCAGUGGGGAGCACUCCCACCCAACCUGGGCACUCAGUUCGUCAACCCAGCUACCGGCAAGAAACGCGUCCAGUGUAACGUGUGCUUCAAAACAUUCUGCGACAAAGGUGCCCUGAAGAUUCACUUCUCGGCGGUACAUUUGCGCGAGAUGCACAAGUGCACCGUGGAGGGCUGCAGCAUGAUGUUCAGCUCGCGCCGCUCCAGAAAUCGCCACAGCGCAAAUCCCAACCCCAAACUGCACUCGCCCCAUCUACGCCGGAAGAUUUCUCCCCACGAUGGACGCAGCGCGCAGCCUCAUCCCAUCCUUCUGCCAACGGGUGGAAUGCAGCUACCGAACGGACUCAACCCGCUGCACCACUUCGCACCCUUCCCACUGAUCCCACCAGGCGAUAUGCGUCACCCGUCGCUUUCCGCACUCGAGUUCAAAGCCAACAUGGAAGCUAGCAUGCACCGGCGCCUUCAGGAGCAGGAGAAACACCGCGAGCGGCAUUCGCUCAGCCCGGAGAACUACCGCUACCGUAGCCCUCUCGGUGACGCCAGUGACAAGUACCUCUCGCCUGGACAGCACCACCUCGGGGGAGGUAGCUCCAUCGGAAGCCAUCUUGAUGACGAUGACGACGAUGACGAUGACCCGAACGGAAUCGUGAUCGACGGUAACGACGAUGAUGACGAAAUGCAUGGCUUCGACAUGUCGCUCAGCUCGGAAUCGGAGGAUGUCAAGUCGUUCCGUCACUCGGGUACCCCCGAGACCGAACACGCGGAGUACGAAAACGAACGGCUAGCCGAGGAGCGCCACGAUUCGCACGAGAACGAACCGCAAGAUUUCAGUCUGUCGAAGAUGAAAUCGGAGAAGUUGUCGAUUUCGUCGGACGGAGAUGACGCUGCGAGCAACGUGGAUAGCAACGAAGAUUCGUCGGUUAACGAGUCGUCGCAUGCGACGCGGGAUGACAUGAACGCCUUCCUGUCGAUCAACAAACGCAAGCGGAAAAGUACGAACCCGACCCGAUGUGCGAUUCCGUCCGAGCGAUUGUCCGCCGGUUCGGGACAUUUGUCCGAUGAGAACGAUGAGCGGGAAGUGGAGGAAGAUCAACCGGAGCCGUUGAUCAAGAAGAUCAAGAUGGAGCAGCAGAGUGAUAAACAAGAGUGCGAGGAUUCGUCACGAUCCAAUGGUCCGAGCAGUCACCCAGAGCAGGAGCCUCUGGUGCGGAUCAAAACCGAACCCAGUGAGCAUCAGGACGAGGCCGAGAAUCUAUCACUGGAUUUGUCGAAGAAGCGUUCAACGCCCGAUGUGAAUGCAAAUGAAAAAUUCACCAAAUAUUCGAUAGAUGUGAAACCCGCGUCGGAACUGAUGGAGAAUCCGAUGUCGUUGGUGCAUCCGAAGCGGGAAAACGAAUCGGGUGACCAGGAAGCGGAGGAUUUGCGACGCCCGGGCUCCGCCGAUAGUAAAAAGAGCAGUGGGAGUUUGGAUUCGGCGAACACUUUGCGGCGGUUGGAAAAUCUGUCCCAAGGGCCGCUGAAUGAGAUGAUGCUGCAACGGGGUGGACUACCACAGUUUCCUCCGCUGAGUUAUCUCAUGAACGCUGCACCACCCAGUCCUGCAAGAUCGCGAAGUCCUUCACCAAAUCCGAGGUCCAGCCCCCACCAGGACGUUGACUCCGAUGACAAUGUCGACUACUGCGAAGAGGGCAACUGCUUCAGCGAUCCCAACGUACCUCUCGACAAAGAUAACCCAAAGAAAUGUUCCGCCUGUGGUCGGAUGUUCCAGAAUCACUUCGCGGUAAAGACUCACUAUCAAAAUGUGCAUCUAAAACUGCUGCACAAGUGCAAUAUCGAUGGCUGCAAUGCGGCCUUCCCAUCGAAACGAAGUCGCGAUCGCCACGCAUCGAACCUAAAUCUUCACCGCAAGCUACUGUCCACUAGCUCCGACAGCAGCGAAACCAUGCUUCCUAUGGAGAAACAAUUCACCGCAUUCCCGGGACCACUUCAGACGGAAUUCCUCGCCAGACUGUACGCCGACUCGCAAAAGUUCCCGAUGAACUUGGAGGCCUUCAAGAGUCACCUCCCGAAUGCGGGUGCUUACGCCGAUCACUUCCUCAACGGGUCCGGCCAACGCUUCCCUCCAGCCGCAGCCAAUCCCUUUCUGUUCCCCCCACUGGGUGGACUCGCUGGCUUCCCUGGACUCUCGCAGUUCUCACAUCUCCUCCCCCACCCACUGAACGGUAUCUCGUCCCAGCUAGCCGGCGGUCGCAUGUCCCGUUCCGACUCCCCCAUCUCGGCCUGUUCGCCACCCACAGCCACCAACAUUCCAUCGCCUAUGUCCCAGCAUCAGGAUGCGGAACAGGAUCGGCCCACGGCGAGCACCUUCCUAAGCCACAGCCGUUCGCCGGCGGCCACACCUGCCGAGGAGGCCCGCCGGAGCCAACAGACGCCGGAUUCCUUCUCGUCGUGACCGUCGCCAGCGGUAAGAUCCGUGGCGGAAACGGACAGCUGGCAAUAAACCCCCAUCGGAAAACGAAACACAAAAAAAAAGAACAAAAAUCGUCUUUCCGCUAAUCUCUAUUAGAUUUAAUUGAGGCGCAACCACGCCAAGCAAUGUUAUCUCAGCAAUGAAGCAAUUCAAGAGAGAAAAAAAAGCACUCGAACAGCAGAAGUUUGUUCAAUCUAGGACCGAUCGAGGAUGAUGAUGAUGAUGGUGAUGGAGGAAGUCUCUCCUCUAAAAAAAAAACGUGAUCUCGUUUGACUCUCUGUUUUUUUUUUUCAAUUAUUGUGUAAUUUAACGUUAUCGUAAAUUAGUUUCCGUCUAUCCAGCGAACUUUCGGCGCGGAGGCGUUGUGGAAAACUAUAAAAACAAACGCGGUAGCCGCUUGACCUGAUAGCGAGUUCAGACGUAAAUCACACUUUACUGAAGUGACCAGUGAUAUAUCUAUAAUUACUAGAAUUCCGGAGGCGUCUGCCCGGCUCCGAAAUUUUGGAGCAACCGCUUUCGAGAGCGGUGAAGAAGUAGGACAAAAUAAAAUACUGAUUUCGAAUUUCUUACGGUUAGGAUUUUAGCAAACUUUAGCAAACAUACAAAAAAAAGUGGUAUAAAUGAAAAGCAAACCGAACAAAUAAACAAAAAUGUAGCUUUCAUAAGGUCGUAAUUGUAAGCUUCUCCAGUUCCUAAAACUCUUCAAGUAGUUUUUUGUUGUGUAAUUUAUUUACUUGAAAUGGAAAACUUUCCCAAAAACCAACAACGAACAAACUGAUCAACGGAAUAUGAUAUUGAUUUUAUUAGGGUUUUAUAUAUACGAGUACAGUACUUUUCCUGUCAAGAGUGUAUUAUUUCAUCGAGCUGUCACCAACACCAAAUUCUUGCACGAAUGCACCCCGCCGCCGCCGCGAGCGGUGGAACGGGGCUAAUUCAAAGCAGAAGAAAACAUCAAAGAAUCUUAACGAAAUGAGAACGAAACUCUAGCUUAAGUAUUUUGUAGGAAUAUAUUGAUAAAUGGUGGAACGAACUUUUCAUUUAUGGUACCUUCAUUAUAUUUUAAACAUGAAUAUUAUUUUUUAUUUGCUUUAAGUCGCACUGACACUGACAAAACGGUGAACAAUGAGAAAAAAAGAGAGAAAAGGCGAAUGAAUCAAUAAAAAUGUGCAAUAUUUUUGUCCUCUUUUGUGCUCUAGAUAAAUAAUAGUCUCUUAGGGUAAUUGAUGACGCAAGCAUAGUUACAAUACUAAUUGUAGUAAGUAAAAAAUAAAAACAAACAAAAAAGCAAAAACAUGUUAGAUUUAAUCAGUCUGAAAUAAGAAAGAGAAGAAAAGCAUGCAUGAAAUAUCAUAAACAAGUUUUUACCGCCUAGGGAAAAUUAUCGCAACAAAUACAAAGCAUUGUAAAUAGUCUAUAAAUAUUGGUCUAUGAAGGCGUAGAUAAUUACUACAAUUGAUAUUACCGGAUAAGCGAACUUCAUUCUAAAUGAAGACCACGAACAUGGCAACAAACAAAUGAAAGAAUAAAAAAGAGAUACAGUAAUGUAAAAUACAAAACAAGCAAAACCCUUAUUCAUACGAUAAACGAAAUGCAAGUUGAAAUAUCAAAAAUAUCAAUAAUUAUACGAGGAAAAAGCAAACAAGUAUCUUUAAAACACCCCCCACUCUUCUGAAAAGUUUCACCGACUUUCGGCUAAUUCUCUAGGCUUUUUAUUUUUAUUUGUCGCGAUCGCACCACUGCAACCGAUCGACAAAUACCCCGCAGGCUGUUACAAAUACAAAUCGCGAUAAAUCUAUCAGUUUUUAUAAUAAAAACCAUUUAUAUUUAUUUUUUAAAGUGUCCCUUUUUAGGCUCGUCCCAGCAGGCGAGUGAAGUGAAAACAAACUGAGAAAAAUCUUCUUGAA